Nomascus leucogenys (northern white-cheeked gibbon) is the source of this 3031-nucleotide messenger RNA. Its product is annotated as 60S ribosomal protein L3-like. Gene Ontology annotation, cellular component: ribosome; cytosolic large ribosomal subunit. Gene Ontology annotation, molecular function: RNA binding; structural constituent of ribosome. The record is from RefSeq and is a predicted model, not a curated record. Gene Ontology annotation, biological process: translation; ribosomal large subunit assembly. NCBI's taxonomy places the organism in Eukaryota, Metazoa, Chordata, Mammalia, Primates, Hylobatidae.
ACAGAAUGUGAAGUUAUACAACUUCACUUACAUUAUAUCAUGAGAGUGACAUGUGUGUAUUGUUUUGGUAUGUGCAUGUGAGCGCACAUGCGUGCAUAUUAUCAAACUGUUAAGAGUGACAACUCCUGUCUCACCAAACUGUUAACCAUGAUUUUUGCUUCUUCACAAUUUUCUGUGUUGUCUGAAUUCCCUAUAGAAAGAUAGAUUUUCAUAUAAUCAUUUAAAAAAAAUUUUAAAGACAUACUCCAGAACAGGCAUAUUCAUCACAAACACCACUUUACAGGAUAAAAGAUACAGGAGAAAAAGGUAUGUAGAUGCAUGCCUGUAGCCAGUUUGGAUGCAACUACCAUGUGUUGCUUUCCAUCUUUCUCCAAUACUACUAGAGAAAUCAGCAGAAAGCUACAGACUCAUCAUUGCAAAUUCAUCAACACUACUAGAAAAGACAACAUUGCAAGUUAGCGUAUCUAUACAUAAAGAUAUCUCACAUAACACUCCAGUCACCCUAUCAAUUUCACAGUUUCUUAGUUCUAUCUGGAAGAAGUACUUCAUCAAAUUUUCAAUGUCAAAACACGAAUGCAUGUCAAUCUAUGAGGGAAAUACAAUCUUGAAGGAAAAUAUACGCAAAAUGAAGGUAGACCUGUAAAAGCCCACUGGAUGGCAAAGAGGAUCCCUGGCUGAAAAAGUUUUGAAAAUACCAUUUUUUGCUCUACUGGCAGGAUUUCAUGGCAUGAUGUCUCACGGAAGGUUCUCUGCUCCCAGACAUGGGUCCCUCGGCUGCCUGCCUCAGAAGCGCAGCGGGAAGCAUCAUGGGAAGGUGAAGAGCUUUCCUAAGGAUGACCCUUCCAAGCUGGUCCACCACACAGCCUUCCUGGGAUACAAGGCUGGCAUGACCAACAUUGUGCGGGAAGUCGACAGGCCAGGAUCCAAGGUGAAGAAGAAGGAAGUGGUAGAGGCUGUGACCAUUGUGGAGACACCACCCGUGGUGGUUGUGGGCACUGUGGGCUACGUGGAAACCCCUCGAGGCCUCCAGACCUUCAAGACUGUCUUCACUGAGCACAUCAGCAAUGCGUGCAAGAGAUAUUUCUAUAAAAACUGGCAUAAAUCUAAGAAGAAGGCCUUUACCAAGUACUGCAAGAAAUGUCAGGAUGAGGAUGGCAAGAAGCAGCUGGAGAAGGACUUCAGCAGCAUGAAGAGGUACCGCCAAGUCAUCUGCAUCAUUGCCUACACCCAGAUGUGCCUGCUUCCUCUGCGCCAGAGGAAGGCCCACCUGACAGAGAUCCAGGUAAAGGGAGGCACCGUGGCCAAGAAGCUGGACUGGGCCCACGAGAGGCUCGAGCAGCAGGUACCUGUGAAAAAAGUGUUUGGGCAGGACGAGAUGAUCGACGUCAUCGGGUUGACCAAGGGCAACGGCUACAAAGGGGUCACCAGUCGUUGGCACACCAAGAAGCUGCCCCGCAAGACCCACCGAGGCCUGUGCAAGGUAGCCUGUAUUGGGGCACAGCAUCCUGCCCCUGUGGCCUUCCCUGUGGCACGCGUUUGGCAGAAAGGCUACCAUCACCGCACUGAGAUCAACAAGAAGAUCUAUAAGAUCAGACAGGGAUACUUUAUCAAGGACAGCAAACUGAUCAAGAACAAUGCCUCCACUGACUAUGACCUGUCUGACAACCACCCUCUGGGUGCCUUUGUCCACUAUGAAGUGACCAAUGACUUUGUCAUGCUGAAAGACUGUGUGGUGGACACCAAGAAGCAAGUGCUCGCCCUUCACAAGUCCUUGCCAGUGCCAACCAAACGGCGGGCUCUGGAGAAGACUGACCUUAAGUUCAUUGACACCACCUCCAAGUUUGGCCAUGGCUGCUUCCAAACCAUGAAGGAGAGGACAGCAUUCAUGGCACCACUCAAGAAAGACCGAAUUGCAAAGGAAGAAGGAGCUUAAUGCCAGGAACAGUUUUUGCAGCUGGUGGGGUCUUAAAGUUAUUUUCUACUGGAAAAAAAAAAAAUACCAUUUUUGAGAUAGCAUUCUGACAAUGCCCAUUCACAAAAGUUUUAACUUUUGUAGGCUCUCCAGAGCAAGGGGCAAAUUCAAGGAGCAGUGGGGAAGAGACAGUACAAGCAAAUAAGAACUUACAUUUUCACUUUAAAAAUAUUUUGGAAAACACUAAAAAUAUUUCUGUCGGAGAUCCAAAUUUAAUAUUGGAGGAAUAAGGUAUCUGAAGGUAUCUAAUCUUAAAAAAUUAUGAUUUGAGUACAAUGCUAGUUACAUUAUUUCUGAAUUGCAGUAAUUUUAUUCCUUAUAAAAGGCACAAGAGGAUUAAAAAGUAUGGGUUAAUUACAGCAACCUUCUUAGUCAAAAUAAAUAGCACAGAAAAAAAUGAACUUUAAAAAACAAAUAUGGUAGAUUACUCUGAAAUGUCACAAUAUCAUUACAGCAGACUAGCUGCCCAUGAAUACGUUUGUGAAGGUGGGAUGUAUACGUAGACAGGCAGACUGGCUGGCAGGCAGAUAGGCAGGCAGGCUGACAGAGAAAAGGAAAGGAGAUAUGGAAUGAAGAUGAAGAAAGGGACUCUAUAGCACAUGGAAAAAAGAAAGAAAAAUUCUAUUCUGUCUCAUGCUGCAGAUGCCCUCAGGAAAUGUCAUUAAUGACACGUUCUCAUUACAGAAAUUCCCUAGAAUGGUCAGAGAACCUGCUUUUUUUAUUCCCAGAUCAAAAACUACAUGCACUCUUUUGUACAUCAAGGCUCAUGCAUAUACAGCACGUGGCUAAGAAAUUAUUCUCUGCCCAGCAUGUCCUCAUCAAGGUAUAUCUGUGGCCUGCUGUAACCUCUACUGACAACACUGACAGUUGCACAGGAAGACCAACACAAAGACAGAGCAAACAGACAUAGAACAGAUAAUAAAUCUGUCAAAAUUGUAUUCUGAGAUUCAAGAUUUUUUGGUCCACGUGAUAAUUUCCAAAUGCAUUUAGACCUUGCAUCACUUAAGACUUUCUGGCUUUCCCAGCUUUUCUGUCAAGCUGCAGCAGUCUUUUUUCUUU